This is a messenger RNA of Camelina sativa (false flax), 2505 nucleotides long. Lineage: Eukaryota; Viridiplantae; Streptophyta; Magnoliopsida; Brassicales; Brassicaceae. The record is from RefSeq and is a predicted model, not a curated record.
UCAAUCUGAAAUUUACCAGCCGAGAUUUUAGAACACAUGUUUCCUUUUAAUUCAUCUUCGCCGAGAGGUCUCUUUGCCUUCUUUUCUUCCACAGCGUAAGUUUUUUUUUUUUUUUUUUUUCAAUGGAUCCUUCAAUUUUCAAGCUCCUUGAAGAAGACGAGGAUGAAUCGAUGCAUUCGGGAGCUGAUGUAGAUGCUUUCCAAGCUGCUCUGAAUCGAGAUAUUGAAGGUUCUAUGACAACUUCAAUGCCACUCGGGACGAAUCCUGGAAACAACCAUCCUCCCAGCCAGCAGUUUGCGCCAUGGAAGAAUGGUAUUGGAGAUGCUAAUAUCAAUGUCCAGACGCAGCACAGCCUUGAAAGUACUCAGAUGAAGGAGCAACAAGGAUCGACUUUAGAAAAUCAACAUCAACAUGAUUUGAAACGAGCCAAUGAAUCUCAUUUACAACACAACCAGCCUCAAGACCUUCAUCGAGCAGGUCAACUGUGGGAGAAUCCAUCGCAGGUACCCCAAACAAUUGGGUUGCCGAUUUCUGAAAAGAAUCCUACUGGUAAUGAACCAGAUAGAUCACAUAAUAUUCAAGAGAGUGAGUCUCAGUAUGUGAAACUGCAAAAGAUGAGUAGUCAACAGGCUCGGGGAGUGGAACCGUCUGCUAACCCUAUGAACCGCAACCCUAAGCAAGUGCCAUUUGCUGCUUUGCUUCCUACCUUAAUGGCCCAACUCGAUAAAGAUAGAGCACUGCAGCUCCGUACCCUAUAUGCUAGACUUAAGAAAAAUGAAAUCCCCAAAGAGGGGUUUACAAGACAUAUGAAGGAUAUUGUAGGCGAUCAGAUGCUCAGGUUGGCAGUUAGUAAACUGCAGCAGAUGAACUAUAACCAAGGAAAAAUUGGGAUUCAAGCUCCUUCUACUGAAAUCAAUAAUCAAAAAUCUCAGUCUGAUCCUCGUGCAGUCCACCUUAACCAACUACCUUCCUCAACUUCAGGCACCUUAGGCAGUUCAGCUACAGUACAGGGACUUACCAAACAUCCGCAGCACCAGAUGCAGCAUCCACCAAGUUCUUUUCCUAUGUAUACUACCUCUGGUAGUUUUCACUUCCAGAACAGCUCAUCAUUACCUCUAAAUUCUGCACCUGGUCAAGGAUCAUUAGUGUCCCAUGUUAAGCAGGAAUCAGUUGAUCAAAGUUUUGAAAAGAAUAAUGCCACCUCAGUGACUUCGAAUGAGGACUUAGAGAAGGAUUCCUCCAGAAUGGUUUUAUCCACACCUAACAACAUGGCGCCUGCAAGCUCUGUUUCUCCUUCCAUGACAACUCAACUAGACGCUAGCACAACAAUGAAUUCUCGUGGCCCAUUAGGAACCUCUCAAGGAGGAAUUAAUGCUAGGAUGCCACCCAAAAAGCCUUCUGUUGGUCAGAAAAAACCUCUUGAGACAUUAGGUUCUUCACCUCCACCACCAAGUAAGAAGCAAAAAGUAGCAGGGAAUUCUAUGGAUCAAAGUAUUGAACAGCUCAAUGAUGUCACUGCAGUCAGUGGCGUUAAUCUCAGGGAAGAGGAAGAACAAUUAUUCUCUGGGGCCAAGGAGGAUGCUCGUGUUUCCGAAGCAUCUCGGAGAGUUGUGCACGAAGAAGAAGAAAGAUUAAUCUUGCAUAAAAAUCCGCUGCAGAGAAAACUGGCGGAAAUUAUGGCGAAAGCGGGUAUAAAGCAGAUAAGCAAUGAUGUCGAACGGUGCUUAUCUUUGUGUGUGGAGGAAAGGAUGCGAGGAUUAUUAUCCCAUAUAAUUCGGUUGUCAAAGCAGCGGGUUGAUGCUGAGAAAUCUAGACACCGGACUUUCAUCACAUCAGAUAUUCGCCUACAAAUUAAUGAAAUGAACCAGAAGGUGAAGGAAGAAUGGGAGAAGAAACAGGCUGAAGCUGAAAAGCUUAAGAAACCGAGUGAGAGUGAAGAAGGUGAUGGUGGAGUUGACAGUGAGAAGGAGAAAGACGAUAACCGUUCAAAGGGUGUGAAGGUAAAUAAGGAGGAUGAUGACAAAAUGAGAACGACAGCUGCAAAUGUUGCUGCUCGUGCUGCUGUCGGAGGAGAUGAUACAUUUUUAAAAUGGCAAUUAAUGGCUGAAGCUCGUCAGAAAUCUGUAUCUGAAGGUGGUAAAGAUGGGAAUCAGAAAGCUACUUCAGGUGGAGGAAAGAACUCCAAGGACAGGCAAGAUGGUGGACGACGGUUUUCUGGAACUGGUGGUCGAAGAGUAGGAAAAAACCAAGGUUCGUCUCCUCAACCAAAAGUGGUGAGGACAAUCACUGUGAAGGAUGUGGUUGCUGUUUUGGAGAGAGAGCCGCAGAUGUCCAAAUCCACUUUAAUGUAUCGAUUAAUUCAAUAGAUAGCAGAAUCAUUAUUUAUAAGCUUCUGAUGAUAAUUUAAUCGUCAAGGCCCAAGUGAUUUAUACCAUUGUCUAUUGUGUGGCCAUUUCAACCUCAAACGUCAAUUCACAAUACAACCCCUAAAGAUUCAAAACUCAA